AGCGCGCGUUCGCGGCCAGGGGAGGCGUGUGCUGCUCCCGCAGCCAGCGAGAGCGAGAGAGGGAUGGAUGUUGGAGGAGGAAUUCGGGCUUAACAAGUGAUCGCUGCUGUCUAGGAUUUUGUUUCUUUUCGGGGGAACCUUGACUUCCUUUCCCAGGCAAUCCCUCCUGUGCUGAACUCCAGAGGAACCAGGAGUCUUGGGGUCUUCUCUGGGGCAGCCCCAACCCCCACCCCCAGGCUCCAGCCGCGAGGACUCUGUGCACCCCCCGGGCCAGGCAACAGAACUUGUUCUGUGGAUAUUUGGAGCCUCCACCUGCCAAACCCGAGUGAUUCCUUUUACCACCGCCCCCCCGCCCCACAAGAUCAUUCUUCCCCUCCUCCAGCUGUUGCAGCUUGAGGGGGAAAAACAAGCCAGCCGGUGGAUUUUCUUUAUUUUUAUUUUUCGCCCCGCCGGGGAACGGUGAAGUGCUUCUUCUGCAUGAUUUUGGCUGAAGAAUGCUCUGCAUUUCCUUGAUUUCUAUGGAGACCUCAGAGCUGGUUUUGCUUCUGCUGACACCUCAUCUAGCACCUUCUCUACCUCCCAGGGUCUUUGCCUCUAUCUAUGGUUUGGCAUUGUACCUGGGUCCAGGAAGCCUUUGAUGAACUUAAAAGGGGAGCCUGGAGAAUCAUCCUGAUAGACUUUGAGUAGAAAUGGCUGGACAUACUUCAAACCACAUCUUAACAUGGUUCGAGCCAUCACUAGAAGGCAAGUGCUAACAGUAAAGGCUUAUCUGCGUUUUAUUUACAUUUAAUGGACUGAGCAUUGGCCAAUUUCCAUGGCAGAAAAAUAUAUUUCAUUUUCUAGGCACAACUUCUGGCUGUCAGACACUUGCUGCCUUUGAAUCUUGCAGCAUCAUCACUAACCACAUCCCAGACAUAUUUCCAAAUUUCAACAUCUACCCCCAAAACAUAGGUGUCUGAGAGACUCCAGCAUUUUCGGACUUCUUAGUCUUGAGAGUGCUAGGCUAUUUAUCUCGACCAGCCAAGCUCUGGAGAGCAAUGUUGAAUCCCUGAGAAGAGAGAGCAUGGGGCGUGCUGAUUUAAAAACAGAAAAUGCAAAGUUGGACUGAAAAUAUCCUUAGUCUUCCAAGCAAUCUGCUUAAGGGUUCCAAACUUACCUUAAUUUGGUGAGAAAAGAAGCUGCCCUAUUUUUCUUUCUUCUUCUUCUACAACUGGAACCAGCCAUUUCUGAAAACCACCACCAUGGAGGUUGCAAUGGUGAGUGCGGAGAGCUCAGGGUGCAACAGUCACAUGCCUUAUGGUUACGCUGCCCAGGCCCGGGCCCGGGAGAGGGAGAGGCUUGCUCACUCCAGGGCAGCUGCAGCAGCUGCUGUUGCAGCGGCCACAGCUGCUGUCGAAGGUAGCGGGGGUUCUGGUGGGGGCUCCCACCACCACCACCAGUCACGUGGGGCCUGUACCUCCCAUGACCCUCAGAGCAGCCGGGGUAGUCGGAGGAGGAGGCGACAGCGGUCUGAGAAGAAGAAAGCCCACCACCGGCAGAGCAGCUUCCCUCAUUGCUCUGACCUGAUGCCCAGUGGCUCUGAGGAGAAGAUCCUGAGGGAUCUGAGUGAGGAGGAGGAAGAUGAGGAGGAGGAGGAAGAGGAGGAAGAAGAGGGAAGGUUUUACUGUAGUGAAGAUGACCAUGGUGAUGAGUGUUCCUACACUGACCUGCUGCCUCAGGAUGAGGGCGGUGGCGGCUACAGUUCAGUCCGCUACAGUGACUGUUGUGAACGUGUGGUGAUAAACGUGUCAGGCCUACGCUUUGAGACCCAAAUGAAAACUCUGGCCCAGUUUCCAGAGACUUUGUUAGGAGACCCUGAAAAGAGGACUCAGUACUUUGACCCUUUGCGCAAUGAGUAUUUUUUUGACAGGAACCGCCCCAGCUUUGAUGCCAUCUUGUAUUAUUAUCAAUCAGGAGGCCGCCUGAAGAGGCCAGUCAAUGUCCCCUUUGAUAUCUUCACUGAGGAGGUGAAGUUCUAUCAGUUGGGGGAGGAGGCCCUGUUGAAGUUUCGGGAGGACGAGGGCUUUGUGAGAGAAGAGGAGGACAGGGCCCUCCCCGAGAAUGAAUUUAAAAAGCAGAUUUGGCUCCUCUUUGAAUAUCCAGAGAGCUCCAGUCCUGCAAGGGGCAUAGCUAUUGUGUCCGUCCUGGUCAUCUUAAUCUCCAUUGUCAUCUUUUGCCUGGAAACCUUGCCUGAGUUUAGGGACGACAGGGAUCUCGUCAUGGCACUGAGUGCUGGCGGGCAUGGUGGGUUGUUGAAUGACACUUCAGCACCCCACCUGGAGAACUCAGGGCACACAAUAUUCAAUGACCCCUUCUUCAUUGUGGAAACAGUCUGUAUUGUAUGGUUUUCCUUUGAGUUUGUGGUUCGCUGCUUUGCUUGUCCCAGCCAAGCACUCUUCUUCAAAAACAUCAUGAACAUCAUUGACAUUGUCUCCAUUUUGCCUUACUUCAUCACACUGGGCACUGACCUGGCCCAGCAACAGGGAGGUGGCAAUGGUCAGCAGCAGCAGGCCAUGUCCUUUGCCAUCCUCAGAAUCAUUCGUCUGGUCCGAGUAUUCCGGAUCUUCAAACUCUCCAGGCACUCCAAAGGCCUGCAGAUCCUGGGCCAUACCCUCAGAGCCAGCAUGCGGGAACUGGGCCUUCUGAUCUUCUUCCUCUUCAUUGGGGUCAUCCUCUUUUCCAGCGCUGUGUAUUUUGCAGAGGCAGAUGAACCUACUACCCAUUUCCAAAGCAUCCCAGAUGCAUUUUGGUGGGCUGUGGUGACCAUGACAACUGUGGGCUAUGGGGACAUGAAGCCCAUCACUGUGGGGGGCAAGAUUGUCGGGUCCCUGUGUGCCAUUGCUGGUGUCUUAACCAUUGCUUUGCCAGUGCCAGUGAUUGUCUCUAACUUCAACUAUUUCUACCACAGAGAGACUGAAAAUGAGGAACAGACACAGCUAACACAGAAUGCAGUCAGUUGCCCAUACCUCCCCUCUAAUUUGCUCAAGAAAUUUCGGAGCUCCACUUCUUCUUCCCUGGGGGACAAGUCAGAGUAUCUAGAGAUGGAAGAAGGAGUUAAGGAAUCUCUGUGUGCAAAGGAGAAGUGUCAGGGAAAGGGGGAUGACAGUGAGACAGAUAAAAACAACUGUUCUAAUGCAAAGGCUGUGGAGACUGAUGUGUGAAUCUCUUUCUCCACCUGCCACUGCUCCCCCCUCAGCAUCUCCAAAUAUAUUUAUGCAUAGAGAGUGCAGUUAUGAAAAUGAAAUAUGCAAAUGAUCCAAUGCAUACAGUAGUACACUAUUUAAUGGUUAUACAUGGCAUAAUUGUUACUAAACUUGUAUUACAUAUCAAAUAAAUGAUACAUCUUGGAGAAGAGGGAGGAAUAGGAGCAAAUGUAUCUUUAUAUUUUUAUUAGAAUGCAAGAAUUUUGCACAUUAACUGGAAAAGAUGUUAACAGUAAAGAUGGAGAGAGAGUGUGUGUGUGUGUGCGCGUAUGUGUGUGUGUGUGAAGUAAAUUGUCAAUGUUAGUAAUUGUGCGGUGAUGGGAAAAGUUGGCAUUUUGAAGUAUUUACUAUGUAAGAACUAAUGAAUUUGAGAAGUCACUUAUCAGUGCUUUAACAGCAUAUCAUAUGUCUUUGGAUUCUGUAGUUGUUUUUUAAAAAUUGUAAGAAAUACUGUGUAGAGAAAAAAGAAAGUAAAUUAUUUAAUAGAAUAUAGGUCACAAUUUUAUCUUGGAUUUAAUUAAAAUUUAUUUUUAACUGGAAAUUAACUUUUAAAACGGCUGCAAGGGCCUUUAGAAAUUGAUUAUAUUUUGUUAUUAAUUUUGGGAAGAUUUAACAGCAAAUGUCUAACAUUAUAGAAUAAGUGAAAUUGGAGAAUAUGUAAUAAGUUUUGUUUGCAGGUAACAGGACUGGAUUUUUUUUUUCUUUGCACUACUUUAUAUGCUGGAGAUUGAGAGAGACUUCAUACUGUGAAUGUUUACUAAUGUAACAGUUCAAUGACAAUCAUUGGAAGAAUGAUUUCUUUAGUCUUAUUUUAUUGUUUACUUUUCAUUGUUUGAGACUAAUGACCAUGCAGAUAAUAUCACAGGAUUCUCUCCUCUUUUAAAAUCUACAUAACUGAUUGACAAAGGAAUUAUGAAGUAAAAUUUAGCAACUGAAUCUUUUGAAAUUGGUCUGUUACAAUGAUGCUUCUGAAAUCAUACUAUUUUAUAUAUUCUUCUGCCUUUUAACUCCAGAAUAAUUUAACCAAAGUUAAUGCAUGCACUGAAAGAAUUCUUGAAGAAGUAAGAUGCCAAGCAGCUACAGUGAUUAUGGCUUAAAAUUUUUCUAUUAAAUGUGAAACAUAAACGCUAGAUUUAUUAAGUUUAUUUUUUUUGUGCAGUUAUAUAAGAACAGAAUUUGGGGAUUAAUCUCUGAUUUUAACAUUAUAUUUGCUAAAAUGGAUAUAAGGAAGAAUUGUGUCAAACAUUAGGUUUCAACAUCGCCAUCAUUAUCAUCUUUAUUAAAGCAAUUUAUGACACAUAUAACUGCAUUUAACUCAUGACAAGCAUUCUAGAAUGUGAGAUAACAACUAGCGAUCAGCCUUGCACUAUGAAAUCAUGAGGUAUAGGUUAGAAAACUCAGAAUGCAUAAGAGGCCUUAUUAUACAAUAUUUAACUUCUGUUCUUUAUAAAAUAAUUGUCUUGAGCUCUGGUUGGGGACGGGGGAAAAAACAAAACAAACAACACUGCAUACACUAUAUCGGCACAUAGUGAACUCUGGUAACUGUGAGCUAAAAGCAAACAAACAAACAAACAAACUGACCUAGAAUAGCCUUUCUCAAGCUUUUUAAAUUCCAGUCCAUCAUUUCAUAAUUGCAUAAAUCCUACCUCUCCUUUAAUGGUAUUUGAAAUUCAAAGUACAUUCAACAUUAGGGUUAAAAGUAAAACUGCACCCCCUCUCCACUCUUUCCCCAC
Messenger RNA from Nomascus leucogenys (northern white-cheeked gibbon), 4975 nucleotides. It is a transcript of the gene KCNA4, whose product is annotated as potassium voltage-gated channel subfamily A member 4. The transcript is spliced from 2 exons. The record is from RefSeq and is a predicted model, not a curated record. Gene Ontology annotation, cellular component: membrane; voltage-gated potassium channel complex. Gene Ontology annotation, biological process: protein homooligomerization; potassium ion transmembrane transport. Gene Ontology annotation, molecular function: potassium ion binding; protein binding; delayed rectifier potassium channel activity. The coding region runs from base 1242 to 3200 and encodes 652 amino acids. NCBI's taxonomy places the organism in Eukaryota, Metazoa, Chordata, Mammalia, Primates, Hylobatidae.